AUGUCGACCUCCUCUGCCCCCACGCAGGAGAUCAAAGAUGAGAUCAACGCAGUCGCGACGAAGCCCGUCAACCAGACGAUUGCGCAGCUGCGUUCGCUCGCAGCCGGUGCAGCCGGUGGGCUUUGCGCGGUGAUUGUGGGCCACCCAUUUGACUUGGUCAAAGUGCGCUUGCAGACGGCAGAGAAGGGUAUCUACUCUGGUGCCAUGGAUGUGGUGCGGAAAACCGUCGCCCGUGAGGGGCUGGCCCGGGGACUGUAUGCUGGUGUAUCUGCCCCGCUUGUGGGUGUUACCCCAAUGUUUGCCGUGAGCUUCUGGGGCUAUGAUGUCGGAAAGACUUUGGUCAACAAAUUCUCCACGGUGCCCGUGAAGCAUGACACCCCCCAGUAUUCCAUUGCUCAGAUUUCCGCGGCUGGCUUCUUCUCCGCCAUCCCCAUGACCUUGAUCACUGCCCCCUUCGAGCGGGUGAAGGUCCUCCUCCAGAUUCAAGGCCAGAACCCACCUCCUCCUGGGGAGAAGCCCAAGUACUCCGGUGGUAUGGAUGUGGUGCGACAGCUAUACAAGGAAGGGGGUGUGCGCAGCGUGUUCCGCGGCAGCGCGAUGACUCUGGCACGCGAUGGCCCUGGCUCGGCUGCUUAUUUUGCCGCUUACGAGUACAUCAAGCGCUCGUUGACCCCCAAGGAUGCGAAUGGGAACGUCACGGGUGAAUUGUCCCUGUCUGCGGUCCUAGCCGCCGGUGGCGCUGCCGGUAUUGCGAUGUGGAUCCCUGUCUUCCCCGUCGACACAAUCAAGUCUCGUCUGCAGAGUGCACCGGGCAAGCCCACCAUUGGCGGCACCAUCAGCGCGGUUUAUGCCAACGGCGGCAUCAAGGCCUUCUUCCCAGGCUUUGGACCAGCCUUGGCCCGUGCUGUGCCAGCUAACGCUGCUACCUUCCUGGGUGUCGAACUGGCCCACAAGGCCAUGAACAAGUUAUUCGACUAG
Messenger RNA from Penicillium chermesinum, 978 nucleotides. RefSeq names its product carnitine:acyl carnitine antiporter. Gene Ontology annotation, biological process: mitochondrial transport; carnitine transmembrane transport. The transcript is spliced from 5 exons. Gene Ontology annotation, molecular function: O-acyl-L-carnitine transmembrane transporter activity. Lineage: Eukaryota; Fungi; Ascomycota; Eurotiomycetes; Eurotiales; Aspergillaceae. Gene Ontology annotation, cellular component: mitochondrial envelope. The record is from RefSeq and is a predicted model, not a curated record. Bases 1 to 978 code for a protein of 325 amino acids.